AUGACCACAUCGAACGGUGAGCUGCUCGGGUUGGCUUUUAUGGCGUUCUUCAUUAUAACGCUGUCGUCGACGGCCCGAUACUACUUCAAGUUCUUCUGCUUCAUCNNNCUCUCGCUGAUAUGCGCCGUAGGACCCGUUCCGAUUAUGCUGCUUCGGCCACGCGACUACCGAAAUGCGCUAAUUCCGGCGUACCUGUGUGUGGGCUUCGGCAAGAUGCUCGGCGCAUCGUUCACGGUGCGCGGCAAGGAAAACGUCCACCGGAACCACGGCGGAGUCGUGUUAAUGAACCACCAGAGCGCCCUCGACUUGAUCGUACUGGCCGAACUGUGGCCAAUAAUGGGACGCUCGACGGUGGUGGCGAAAAAGGAGGUUCUGUACCUGUUCCCGUUCGGCACGGCCUGCUGGCUCUGGGGCACCCUGUUUAUCGAUCGGAAGAACCGUGAUUCAGCAAGGAAUGUUAUCAACAAAGAGGCGAAAGCCAUCAACGAGAAACAGGCGAAGCUACUGUUCUUCCCGGAGGGCACCCGGGGCAGCGGUGACCGGCUGUUGGCGUUCAAGAAAGGAUCCUUCCACGUUGCCGUCGAAUCGCAGGGCUACAUUCAGCCGGUGGUCAUUUCGAAGUAUCAUUUCCUCAAAUCCAAUGCCAAGAUUUUCGAUCGAGGGCAAAACAUUAUCAAAAUUCUGCCGGAAAUUUCGUGCGCCGGGCUGACGAAGGACGACAUUCCGGAGCUGAUGGAGCAGGUGCAGAAAAUAAUGCAGAAGGAGUACGAACUUCUCUCGGAGGAGUCGCUGGCUAUCAACAACCUGAGUGAGGUGCACUAGAAGGAAGCUUCCCUGGACGAUGGGAGCCAACCUCUUCAUGAACGCAGCGCCUCUUCGGCUAGACAGAACGUGUCUUCGUGCUUAGGGUUUCUUAUACAGUCAUACUUUCUUUCGUUUGUUUUCGGAAACUGUGCAUUGUUGGCAGGCGCAUCAACUUCGAUCACCAGCAUCUAGUUGAACGAAAUUUGUCUCUAUGCUCCAGGCCGUACUUUACUCGAACUAAAAGGUGGUAGCAACACCAAUCGAUGUAUGUUUUAUUUAGUCUAUUUAGUCUUCUAACGUACGCGUCAACUCAGGCUUAUGCAUAAUUUUAACGAUACGCACAAACGGUGACGCAGUCGGUUCGGGGACUGUCUACUGGUGUUUACUAUCUUCUCACAAACUCCGCACAAAAUACCGGUUCCUGUAGGUUUCUAAGUGAACGAUGAGUAGGAUGAGACAGUCAGGCAGAAACAAAACAGUAAAGUAACGGGUCAAGCGUCAAGCAAAGUUCCCUCACGGGAACCCAAGAUGCAUACUACUAGUUAGCGCCAUAGAUGAAGGUAGCAGAACUAUCUGAAAAACUAAACCUAGGAAUGCCUCAGCGGCGGGUAGCGCACAAAAACCAACUGCUUGUAAAUAGCGUACAAAGUACAUAUUUUAGUAACGUGCAAGUUUUAUGCGGCCAUAGAUUUACGGAAACUUUGAAAUGGCGGCGAACCAGGAAACCCCGACGAAAGGGGCUCUCCUGCGAGGCUCCUCCAGCCAGCAACACCAUCAUCAGGAUGUAACGAAACGAGCCUCCCCACAAACGUAGAUGCGCGACAGACGACGUACAACGCUGCGUACUUCAAUUGUGAUAAUACAAUAAACUGCUACAAAA
Molecule: messenger RNA, 1684 nt
Organism: Anopheles cruzii
Lineage: Eukaryota; Metazoa; Arthropoda; Insecta; Diptera; Culicidae
Product: 1-acyl-sn-glycerol-3-phosphate acyltransferase alpha-like
Exons: 6
Coding region: 1-822 (273 amino acids)
Biological process (GO): phosphatidic acid biosynthetic process
Cellular component (GO): membrane; endoplasmic reticulum
Molecular function (GO): 1-acylglycerol-3-phosphate O-acyltransferase activity
Source: RefSeq, a predicted model, not a curated record